Molecule: messenger RNA, 1301 nt
Organism: Arabidopsis lyrata subsp. lyrata
Lineage: Eukaryota; Viridiplantae; Streptophyta; Magnoliopsida; Brassicales; Brassicaceae
Product: xyloglucan endotransglucosylase/hydrolase protein 14
Exons: 3
Coding region: 193-1062 (289 amino acids)
Biological process (GO): xyloglucan metabolic process; cell wall biogenesis
Cellular component (GO): cell wall; apoplast
Molecular function (GO): hydrolase activity, hydrolyzing O-glycosyl compounds; xyloglucan:xyloglucosyl transferase activity
Source: RefSeq, a predicted model, not a curated record
UACGUUGAACCGUGUAAGGCAUAACUCUUAAUUUAAAUAUUAUUACAACAAAGUUUAAGACUACCACGUCGAUAAUGUGCCUCCACGAAACUCUCUUUAUAUAACCUCUUAUUUCCAAUAUUCAUCUAAAUCCAUCGGCAAAUACUUAUCUCUCACGGCGAGUAACAACUAACAACAGAGAACCGGGGGAAAAUGGCGUGUUUCGCAACCAAACAGCCUCUGUUGUUGUCUCUCCUCCUCGCCAUUGGCUUCUUUGUGGUGGCUGCAUCCGCCGGAAGCUUCUACGAGAGCUUUGAUAUCACUUGGGGCAAUGGUCGUGCUAACAUAUUCGAGAAUGGACAGCUUCUCACUUGUACUCUUGACAAGAUCUCUGGCUCCGGUUUUCAAUCCAAGAAGGAGUACUUGUUUGGUAAGAUCGACAUGAGGCUCAAGCUUGUCAAGGGAAACUCCGCUGGUACUGUCACCGCAUACUACCUUUCAUCCAAAGGAGCGACAUGGGAUGAGAUUGACUUCGAGUUUUUGGGAAAUCUCACAGGACAGCCUUACACUAUCCACACCAAUGUCUUCACUGGAGGUAAAGGUGACCGCGAGAUGCAGUUCCAUCUCUGGUUCGAUCCCACCGCGGAUUUCCACACCUACACCGUCCACUGGAACCCUCUUAACAUCAUCUUCCUUGUGGAUGGUAUUCCAAUUCGGGUAUUCAAGAACUACGAGAAAUAUGGGGUGGCUUACCCUAAGAACCAGCCGAUGCAAAUAUACUCAAGUCUUUGGGAAGCCGAUGACUGGGCGACACAAGGCGGUCGUGUGAAGAUUGACUGGAGCAACGCACCAUUCAGCGCCUCCUACAGAGACUUCAACGACCAAAGCUCAUGCAGCAGGACAUCGAACCUAACAUGGGUGACUUGCGACCCAAACAACAACUCAUGGAUGUGGACCUCUCUCAGUGACCGCCAGUACGGACAGAUGAAGUGGGUGCAAGACGAUUACAUGAUCUACAACUAUUGUACUGAUUAUAAGAGGUUCCCUCAGGGUCUCCCCAAGGAAUGUACUAAACUUGAAUGAUCGUUCUAUGAGAAUUUUCGAGCACGUCUCUUAAUAACUUAUUUCUUUUCUCUUCGUUUUAUUUCAUUCUUGUGAUGUUACUUUGAUUUAUUUUGUUCUUUCUUUUGGUGUUUCUGAGAUACGAUAAUACACGUAAAUGUAUACUUCCUGAGAAAAUAAAAAGUUGUACUCGAUAAUAAUACAUUCUAUCUUGCAAUGUGGUGUGAUUGUUUAUUUGUUGGCCUACAGUGAAAGCAACA